AAGUACUUUUUUUUCCCCUCUAGGGUUUCGUUGGUCAUCGAGGUGACAUACAUUAUAUGUUUGUUUGUGCUGUGGAGGAGAGCAAAGGAAAGGGGGGAGAAAAAGUUGAAAGACCCGAUUGGCAAGUUGGUUGUAUUGAAACAGCCAUUAUUCUGAAAGCAAGUUCUUCAGGUGUAGCUCAGAAACUAAGUUGCUGUCCUGAAAACCUGGAAGAGGACAUUUUAACUUGGAGGAAGUCGAUUAAGGGAAACCCACGGCGAUGAGUACUGACGGGCUCUCCAGCUUUAGUGAAGAUGACCGAGGCGAUGAUGAUGUGGUGCCGUACAGCGACGAUGAGACAGACAAUGAACUGGAUAGUUCCACUGAAAGGUUGGACGACAUUGAGCAGAGCCAAAUCAACGAGCAGCCUGAUGAUCAGCGGCAAGCAAAAAAUGAGUGCACGUGGAAAGUCAAAGCAAAUGACAGAAACUUCUAUAGUCAGUUUAUUGUCACGAAAUAUGGCUGCUAUAAGACAAGCAAGUACUCGGGGAAUGCUAUUCGAACGUACAAAUACAACUUAAUUACCUUUUUGCCACUUAAUUUGAUGGAGCAAUUCAAAAGAGCAGCCAAUGCUUAUUUUCUGAUUCUUCUCAUUCUGCAAGCUAUUCCACAGAUCUCCACCUUGGCCUGGUACACUACAUUUGUUCCUCUCCUGGUGGUGUUGGGAAUAACAGCAAUCAAGGAUCUUGUUGAUGAUAUUGCAAGACAUAAGAUGGACAAAAUGAUCAAUAAUCGCUUGUGUGAUGUCCUACAGGAUGGCAGGUUUAAAUCAUCAAAAUGGAAGAACAUCAAAGUUGGAGAUAUUGUUCGAUUGAAGAGGGAUGACUUUAUUCCAGCUGAUAUACUACUCCUGUCCAGUUCAGAGCCCAACAGUUUGUGUUACGUAGAAACAGCUGAACUUGAUGGUGAAACUAAUCUGAAGUUUAAAAUGUCAUUGGAAGUUACAGACAGACUGAUGAAGACAGAGAAGGAGUUGGAAACAUUUGAUGGCUUAAUUGAUUGUGAAGAGCCAAAUAAUCGUCUGGACAAGUUUAUUGGCACUAUGUACUGGAGGAACCAAAGUUAUCCUUUGGAUGCAAACUCAAUCCUCUUACGUGGCUGUACAGUCCGCAACACAGAAACAACCCAUGGAAUUGUAAUAUUUGCAGGUGCAGACACCAAAAUCAUGAGGAAUAGUGGAAAAACCAGCUUCAAGAGGACAAAAAUUGAUCAACUGAUGAAUUACAUGGUUUACAUGAUCUUCAUGUUGCUGAUUCUCUUUUCAACUGGUCUUGCCAUUGGCCAUACGUUCUGGCAAAGCGAAAUUGGCAAUUUCAGCCGCUCGUGGUACCUCGAUGAUGGGAUAAAUGACCCACCUACUUACAGAGGUUUCAUUGCCUUUUGGGGUUAUAUAAUUGUUAUGAACACUAUGGUACCCAUCUCACUUUAUGUAAGUGUUGAAGUAAUCCGCAUGGGUCAAAGCUACUUGAUAAACUGGGAUCUCCAGAUGUAUUAUGCUGAAAAGGAUACUCCAGCCAAAGCCCGUACAUCCACAUUGACUGAACAACUUGGACAGAUAGAGUACAUCUUCUCUGAUAAGACGGGAACUCUUACCCAGAACAUCAUGGCAUUUAAGAAGUGUAGUAUCAACGGCACAUCAUAUGGCGAUUUGUGUAAUGCUGCAGGAGACAAAACUGACAAAGUAGAGCUGGUGGACUUCAGUUGGAACAGCUAUGCUGAUGGAAACCUCAUAUUUUAUGACCAUUAUUUGCCUCAACUUAUCCGUUCAGAAAAAGAUCCAUCAACAGGAGAAUUCUUUAAACUGCUUGCCCUCUGUCACACAGUGAUGGUGGAAGAGGAUAAUGGGCAAAUUGUAUAUCAAGCAGCUUCUCCAGAUGAAGGGGCCCUUGUUACAGCUGCCAGGAAUUUUGGAUAUGCCUUCCUUUCACGUACGCAAAAUACCGUCACUAUAAGUGAACUGGGUAUCAAAAGGACAUAUGAAGUGCUCGCCCUCUUGGAUUUCAACAGCGACAGGAAGCGAAUGUCCAUCAUCUUGAGAGACCCAGAAGGUAAAAUCAAACUCUACUGUAAAGGUGCUGAUACAAUGAUCUAUGAGAGGUUACAUCCAAACAACCCAAUCAAAGAUUCUACAGACGAAGAUUUGAAGGUAUUUGCAGAUGAGACACUCAGAACUUUGUGCCUUUCAUACAAAGACAUCAGUGAAGGGGAAUUUACAAAAUGGAAUAUCAGGUUUCAAGCAGCCAGCGUUUCCACAAGCAACCGUGAUGCAGCACUCGACAAAGUUUAUGAAGAAAUUGAGAAAAAUUUGAUGCUUCUCGGAGCAACAGCAAUAGAGGAUAAACUGCAAGAUGGUGUUCCCGAGACCAUUGCAACUCUAAAAAAAGGAGAAAUUAAAAUUUGGGUUUUAACAGGUGACAAAAAAGAAACUGCUGAAAACAUUGGUUUUUCCUGUCAAUUGCUUACUAAUGAAAUGACCCUUUAUGAUGGAGAGGAAAUUAAUACCAUGCUCACGAAAAUGCAAGGAACAGAUUUGACCCCCAGAGAGCCCACACAAAAUAUCUUCAAAAGUGAUGAAAACCCUGCAAUGAUAAUCACUGGCUCUUGGUUGAAUGAAAUACUCAAAGAAAAGAAAAGAAGAAAAAAGAAAUGGUUCAAGCGACCGAAAACUGAGAGUGAGAAGAAGAUGCAAAUGGAAAAGAAUCAAAUCAAUGAAGCUGCUAAAGAAAUAAGGCAGAAAGAUUUUGUAGAUUUGGCCUGUCAGUGUUCUGCUGUAAUCUGCUGCCGCGUCACCCCCAAACAGAAAGCCAUGGUCGUGAGCUUAGUGAAAAAAUAUAAGAAAGCAAUUACCCUGGCAAUUGGAGAUGGAGCGAAUGAUGUUAACAUGAUUAAAACUGCUCAUAUUGGCGUAGGGAUCAGUGGCCAAGAAGGCAUGCAGGCAGUCAUGUCAAGUGACUAUGCUUUUGGGCAAUUUCGUUUCCUGCAGCGUCUGCUCCUGGUUCAUGGGAGGUGGUCAUACAUCCGGAUGUGCAAGUUUUUAAAAUACUUCUUCUACAAAAACUUUGCAUUUACUUUAGUUCACUUUUGGUAUUCCUUCUUCAAUGGAUUUUCUGCACAGACUGCAUAUGAAAACUGGUUCAUCACCCUUUACAAUGUCCUAUACAGCAGUCUUCCAGUUUUGGUUGUUGGGGUGCUUGAUCAGGAUGUUACAGAUAAAUUGAGUCUUCGGUUUCCAAAGCUUUAUAUACCAGGGCAAAAAGGCUCUUACUUCAAUUUUACGAAGUUCUUUCUCAGCUUAUUUCAUGGCAUUAUUGUGUCUAUGAUCAUUUUCUUUGUACCAUAUGGAGCCUUCCUUCAAACAAUGGGUCAGGAUGGUGAGGCACCGACAGAUUAUCAGUCAUUUGCAGUCACCACAGCCUCCUCUCUAAUCAUAGCUGUUAAUUUCCAGAUUGCCCUGGACACUUCUUACUGGACAUUUGUCAAUGCCUUUUCAGUUCUUGGAAGUAUCGUUUUAUAUUUUGCAAUCAUGUUUGAUCUUCACAGUGCAGGAAUCCACAUCCUUUUCCCAUCAGGUUUUACUUUUACUGGUGCUGCUCCCAAUGCCCUUCGACAGCCAUAUCUAUGGUUGACUAUCAUUUUAACUGUAGCAAUCUGUCUUCUUCCUGUUGUGGCCAUCCGCUUCAUGUCUCGGGUAAUUAACCCGUCAGAAACCGAUAAAAUACAAAUGAACCGCAAAAAGUACGAGAUCGAACUCUUGCCCGAACCAGGUCGGCCAAGUACUUUCCGUCGGAAUGCAUCUGUUCGUCGAUCAACCUAUGCGUUUUCACAUCAGCGAGGGUAUGCUGACUUAAUUUCUUCUGGUCGCAGCAUCCACAAGAAAGGACAACGCUCUAGACCACGUAUCAUAACUCAGACAGAGGAGACGGCUGGUGCCAAUACAAGCUGAAGACAUCACUCCAUUUGACUUCUUGACAUUUUUUAUUGAAAAAAAAAUUACAGAGAGGAAAACUUUUUUUUAAAUCUCAGGAUCAAGUGGAGGAAGUUUCCAACACGUUCAAUAUACUGUAUGACUUUCCAUGUUGUGAGAUCUGCAAUCCUUCCAAUUUGCACAAAAGAAAGACAAGGAAAUCUAUUCUGCAGGGGCCAACUAAUAUAUUUAAAAUGUAAAGAAGAGAUUAUCUGUUUUCCAAGCUUAAUCUCCUGUUGCUACGUGGCAACAUUUUAUGAAUUUUCAUUUAUGAGACUGUUGUGAAUAAUACAAAAAGAACAGAAUUUUGUUUUAUUGAUUUGCAGAAACUACCUGAGCAACUGGUGUUUUUCAUGUUAACAUUUAUGUAGAUUUAUGUUCUUUACUCAAUUUUAUUAGCAUUUGUGAAUUACCAAAUGUUUCACCUACAAUGCCUUACCAAAUAUGAUAGAAUUUUAUUAAAAAUGGAAUUCUAUAUUUCCAUUAUUCAAACUCUGAAAUCCAGAUGUGAAGUAACAUUUAAAAUCUGCACUGCCAUUUUUAUUUUCUGAGCUUCUUAACUUUUUUUCAAAGAUAAUUAAAUAUUUAGCAUAAAUGUUCUUCAUUUUUAAACCAUUAUUUGCCUUGAAGCGUUAGAUAAUAUGCUUGUAUAUUUUCAGGAUUAUUUUCUGUACUAAAUAAGGACAAUUAAACAUGUAAGAUUCAGUUA
This is a messenger RNA of Amblyraja radiata (thorny skate), 4712 nucleotides long. RefSeq names its product ATPase phospholipid transporting 8B1 (gene atp8b1). The record is from RefSeq and is a predicted model, not a curated record. The transcript has 28 exons. Gene Ontology annotation, molecular function: magnesium ion binding; ATP binding; ATP hydrolysis activity. Bases 260 to 3982 code for a protein of 1240 amino acids. Gene Ontology annotation, biological process: phospholipid translocation; Golgi organization. Gene Ontology annotation, cellular component: plasma membrane; trans-Golgi network. Lineage: Eukaryota; Metazoa; Chordata; Chondrichthyes; Rajiformes; Rajidae.